AUGCUAACAAUCAAUCAAUCACCUCUUCAUGUUCUUGAUGCAGCAGGUCAAAUUUUGUCAUUACCUAUCUAUGCUUUACCUCACGUGAUAUUAUUGAAUUGUAUUGAAACAUUACAUCUAUCCUUUUAUAACAGACCUAUUCAUAUAAGUUUAUCUGCUCUUCGAAAUAUAACUCUUGUGAAUAGUAUCAAUUGUCUAAAAAAUUAUUCUUCAUUUCCAACAACUAUUCGUUCUAUUCGUAUUCUGCUUUUUCAUGAUUAUCCUAAUUAUAUGCUACCAAACUGGUCAAUAGUUUCGAAUUCACUUUCAAAUUUGUUAGAAUUGAGCUCGUUUCGAGUUUUUAUGUAUGACUUGCCAGAAGCUAUUGAUGAUACAAGUUGUCAAAUGAUCGCAAAGAUAGCACCAUUAUUUAGUGAUUUUGGCUUUUGCUUUCGGCGCAAAUUCCACUCAUCAAAUGGUGAUUAUAUCAAUUCUUCAUUUAUUGAACAUAGAAAAUUUGUUAAACAAUUAUGUGAUUAUAUUUUUUUAUUGUCUCUUGAUAAACAAAUGUAUUAUUCAAUUGAAGAUGAUGGUUGUGGACUCAUAAUAUGGUUUUAA
Molecule: messenger RNA, 597 nt
Organism: Rotaria sp. Silwood2
Lineage: Eukaryota; Metazoa; Rotifera; Eurotatoria; Philodinida; Philodinidae
Source: the annotation of a GenBank genome assembly